AUGGUCAGGAAUGUAGUUGUAGGGAAGCUUCUUCCUCUGGUACAUCAUCUGGACUGUUUCCUGUAUUCAAACUGGAAGAACCCAUUUGAUGAGGCAAACACCAAAGAGAUGCCCUUUAAAAUCAGACAGAAUGAGACCGUACCAGUCCAGAUGAUGUACCAGGAGAAGAAGCUUCCCUACAACUACAUUGCUGACCAUGAUUUGCAGAUCCUGGAGCUGCCCUAUGUGGGUGAGGAGCUCAGCAUGUUCAUUCUGCUGCCUAAGGAGUCCUCAGACCCUCUGCUGAAGCUGGAGAAUGAGCUAACACAGGAGAGACUGAAUGAAUGGACCGACAGGAAAAACAUGAGCACCUAUUCAGAAGUUGUCCUUCACCUGCCAAAGUUCAAGCUGGAGGAAGACUACAAGCUGAAUGAACCUCUGGCUAAACUGGGUAUGAAGGACGUGUUCUGUGCAGGAAGGGCUGACCUGUCUGGCAUGAACGGUGAAGGGGGGCUCUUCCUGUCUACGGUGGCCCACAAGGCCUUUGUGGAGGUGAAUGAGGAGGGCACAGAGGCCGCAGCAGCCACAGGUGCUGUGAUCACCGCUUGUUGUUAUAUACCAGACACACACUUCAGAGCAGAUCACCCCUUCCUCUUCUUCAUCAGACACAAUAAGACCAAGUCCAUCCUGUUCUUUGGCAGAUUCUCAUCUCCUCAGUAGACAGAAGCAGCAGAGGAAGAUGAUGUUGCAAUUCAAAUAAAUACAUCUCUGAAAUAAAGCACAUUGAGUUUUGUGUUGUGAUGUUUUGCUAAUUAUAAAACUGUAUUUUUCACUGAAAUAUUUAACUACUUAUCAGACACGUUUGUGUACCUUCUAUAAAAUAUUUUGCUUUUCAAAAGAGAUGGUACUUCUAUAAAAGCACAAGUUCUAGUAGGUGGAAAGGCCCCAGCAAUGCUGAAAAAUAUAUACAGUUAUUACAGCAGCA
Molecule: messenger RNA, 964 nt
Organism: Oreochromis niloticus (Nile tilapia)
Lineage: Eukaryota; Metazoa; Chordata; Actinopteri; Cichliformes; Cichlidae
Product: leukocyte elastase inhibitor
Exons: 4
Coding region: 1-699 (232 amino acids)
Biological process (GO): negative regulation of endopeptidase activity
Molecular function (GO): serine-type endopeptidase inhibitor activity
Source: RefSeq, a predicted model, not a curated record